UUUCUCAAGCUUUCUUAGUGGGGGACCUCUGAGGUCCUGAUGCCAUCCUGCAGUGAACGCCAGCUCUGAACUGUGCACUUGCCUCGGUUGGGUCUGUCUGCCCCUACCCACCAACCCAAAUAGACACUGGACACCAUGGAAGCCAGGAGGCCGAGGAAGCGUGUGAUGUAGGUGGACAGAGGCAGCGAAGGAACAUUUAAAGUUAGCGAGCUUCACCAAGUAGAUGCUGACUCCUCCUUUAUCGACAUCUUAAAGCGAGUCCCUCCAGUUGUUGCUAUUAUUUUGCUGUUCUUUCGGUUCCGCCUGCUGCCUGCUGACGAUAAUGAGGUGGUUCCACCGUGAUCUGAGUGGCAUUGAUGCUGAGGUCUUACUCAAAGCACGAGGCGUUCAUGGCAGUUUUUUGGCUCGCCCCAGCCGGAAGAACAAGGGAGAUUUUUCCCUUUCUGUCAGGAUCGGUGACCAGGUAACCCACAUCCGUAUCCAGAAUACGGGGGACUUUUAUGACCUCUAUGGAGGAGAGAAGUUUGCCACUUUGUCAGAACUGGUUGAAUAUUACACACAGCAGCAGGGAUCCCUGCAAGAUAAGGAUGGGACCAUCAUAGACCUGAGGUAUCCCCUGAACUGCUCUGAUCCAACAACAGAAAGGUGGUACCAUGGUCAUCUUUCUGGCCCAGCUGCUGAAACCUUACUCCAAACUAAGGCUGCUCCAUGGACUUUCUUGGUUCGCGAGAGCCUCAGCAAGCCGGGUGACUUUGUGCUGUCUGUCCUCACCGACCAGCCUAAAUCUGGGGGUGAUGCCACUGGAGCCGCUAGCACCCCCAAAGAACGACUUAAAGUUACUCACGUCAAGGUUAUGUGUGAGAAGGGGAAGUACACAAUUGGGGGCACAGAGAGGUUUGGCAGCUUGGCUGACCUGGUGGAGCAUUUUAAGAAAACGGGAAUUGAAGAGGCCUCUGGAUCCUAUCUGUAUUUGAGACAGCCUUUCAACGCCACCCGGGUGAAUGCAGCCGACAUUGAGGACCGGGUGCAGAUGCUUGAGAAGAGAAGCCAAGAGGAAGAAGCUGCCAAAGGAGGUUUCUGGGAGGAGUUUGAUAGCUUGCAGAAACAGGAGACGAAGAACUUGUAUGAACGGCAUGAGGGCCAAAGACCAGAAAACAAGGGCAAGAACCGCUAUAAGAACAUUUUGCCAUUUGACCACUCUCGAGUCAUCCUCCAAGACAGAGAUCCUGGGUCAGAUUAUAUAAAUGCCAACUACAUCAAGAACAAGCUAUUCAGCCCUGAGGAAUGCAGCAAAACUUACAUUGCCAGCCAAGGUUGCCUAGAUGCCACCACCAAUGAUUUCUGGCAGAUGGUGUGGCAAGAAAACUCGCGCAUCAUUGUGAUGACCACUCGAGAAGUGGAGAAAGGAAGGAACAAAUGUGUCCCUUACUGGCCAGAGGUGGGCAGCAGCAAAGAGUAUGGGCCGUACAUUGUGGAAAACAUUGGAGAACACGAUGCCUUAGAAUAUAAACUCCGACAGCUCUGCCUUUCAUCAGUCCACAAUAGUGAGGCUGUGCGAGACAUCUGGCAUUACCAGUACCUGAGCUGGCCGGACCAUGGAGUGCCCAGUGAGCCUGGAGGAGUCCUGGGCUUCCUUGACCAAGUCAACCAGAAGCAGGAGAGCAUCCCUGGAGCUGGACCCAUAAUAGUUCAUUGCAGUGCUGGGAUUGGUCGCACCGGGACCAUCAUAGUCAUCGAUAUGAUUGUGGAUUUGAUCUCCAUCAAAGGGUUUGACUGUGAUAUCGACAUCCCAAAGGCCAUUCAGAUGGUUCGCUCCCAGCGCUCAGGCAUGGUGCAGACCGAAGCACAGUACAAGUUCAUCUACAUGGCUAUUUGCCAGUUCAUAGAGACCACUAAGAAGAAGCUGGAUGUUAUGCAGACUACAAAAGGAAAACCAAGUGAAUCUGAAUAUGGGAAUAUAACCUACCCACCUGCACAGAAGAUAAAGGCUUCACGAAAAUCAUCUAAGCAGAAGGAUGAAGCAACCCUGUAUGAGAAUUUAGGCAAAAAAGAGGAAAAAGGGCAAAAGCAGUGGCCUUCAGGGAAGGAGAAGAAACCAAAGGGCUCCUUGAAGAAAAAAUAGUGCCAUAGAUAAUCUUCCACCUGCCUGGCUCUAUUCGCAGCAGACACAAAUUGUCUACCCCCCCACCCCCCCGCUGAUAACUUCCUCUGAAAGGUUUACUGAGCUACAGAGGAUCAUCCCAAGAGAUUUGGGUGCCUGAAGUGGGAAAUCCAGAUGUCACCUUUCCAUUCGCCUCUUACUAAUGAAUGCAAUUCUCCCUGCUUCUCCUAUGACCCAACAUACUAAUCCCAUACACCUCUUGGACUCCCCAGUGCACUUGCAAAUUCAUUCGGCGUUCCAGCCUUCACCUUUUCUCAAAGGCAGUUUUUGAAUGCUUGAAACAUGCCCCAACCACCAUUAAAGUCCAAACCAUAACAAUUAUUGGGGGAGGGCUGUAGGUCAGCGGUAAGACACCUGCUUUGCAUGCAGAAGAUCCCAAAUUUAAUCCCUGGCAUCUCCCGAUGGGGCUGGAAGAGAUCCCUCUCUGAAUUCCUAGAGACCAGCUUCCAGCCAGUGUUGACAAUUCUGAGCUUAGAUGCAGAGGCAGAUUAAGACCUUUAGAGGCCCCAAGCACUUAAAAUAUUUUGGUGCCUACACACACACACACCAUAAAUUUUUUUAGUUUAGAACUGAAACAAAACCUACAGUAAAAUGGAAAAUAAUGCUUGUUUCUGUACACUUCCACUUUAUUUAUAUUCUUUGGGGAAAUCUCCUACCUUUUCUAAUUGCAAAGCCUUUGGUCAGAUCCUCAAAACCAAUAUUACACAACAGAUCUGUUCGAUACUUCGUAGAGAUAAGGUAUCCAGCCUGCCUUGUUGCAUAGUUGUUCAGUUGCGAUUUUUAGCUGAAAAAAAUGAAUGCUCCGCUGAGCAAUUUGUGCGCAUUGAAGUUAAAAAUUUGGCAAUGGAAAAUUUCCCUAAGCCUGGGCUUAUUUGGCUUAAUGGUGAGUCAAGCCCUGGCUAGAUGAACCAAUGGGCUGCUGAUCCUGAGCUUUCCAGUGUUUCCAUGACCCUAAAAUAAGAUCCCAAGUUCAGGUCCUUAUGAGACUGCCUAAUUUCUACAGGGGAACCCUUCAAAACCACCGUCCUAGGUCACCACUCUGUUCUGUGUUGGCUGGUUUUGUCGUUCUACACAGCAGCCAAAAGGAUUAAUGCCAAAGUGCCAUGGAUUAAUGUGCAUUGAGCUCCGCCUAGCACAGAAUCUGUGCUUUUUGCUGUGCCAUCUACCACUGCAAAUUUUGAUUUGAUUAUGGGUUACUUUCUGGGACAGAGCGGUGGGUGGGACUCCAUAUAAAAACAUGCAAAUUCACAAGGAUCGGUUUUAAUUCAGCCGGAUCUCACUUUUAUCUAGACCCUUUGGGAAAGCAAGUGUCUGGGGGGACACUUUCUAUGUCUGGAGGGGAGAGAAGCAGCAAAAAUAGGUUUUUCCCAUGGGCCCAGAAAACACAGCUGGGAGUCCCACUGAUUGCACUUCGGAGUAGACAGGUACACAAUCGCCCUGGUGGAAGGCUAGAACUCCUGCCAUUUCCCCCUUAGUCUUGAGAUCUUGAGUCUUCUUUUUAUCAUGACCUCUAGCCUAGGCUAUUCCAUUACAGCAAGCCCCGUCAGGCUGAGAAGCAGUAUAAAGUGCCCUUGGGAUCAAUGUUGCUUCUGUAACUUCACUUUUUGGUUCCCUGUCUUUCUCUCGCCUGCUCAAAUGCUUCACCUAAUUGGUCAAAGCCGUCCUUGCCUUGUCCAACCUCCAGCUCAAAUGCCAACCUCUGCUUAGCCACCGAACCUUACCGCUGUGCUGUGUGUAAAUAAUGGAUAAUUUUCUAAUCCAGUGGAUUGGUUUUCUUGACUUGUAAAUAAACCAGAUUUUUGUUUGAUUUGCA
Molecule: messenger RNA, 3974 nt
Organism: Podarcis muralis (Common wall lizard)
Lineage: Eukaryota; Metazoa; Chordata; Lepidosauria; Squamata; Lacertidae
Gene: PTPN6
Product: protein tyrosine phosphatase non-receptor type 6
Biological process (GO): mitotic cell cycle; cell differentiation; intracellular signal transduction
Cellular component (GO): cytoplasm
Molecular function (GO): phosphotyrosine residue binding; non-membrane spanning protein tyrosine phosphatase activity
Source: RefSeq, a predicted model, not a curated record